GGAUUUGCGGGUUUUCCUGGAGAUCCAGGUCGGCAAGGGUUGCCCGGACUGCCAGGUUUUCCUGGUAUGAAAGGUGAUCCGGGAAUAGGAAGGCCAGGCGCUACAGGUGUUCCCGGACCUAUUGGUCUAAAGGGUGACCUCGGAUUAACUGGAAGACCGGGACGACUUCCCAAACCGGGAGAGAACCUAACAAUGCCUGUCGGGCCGCCGGGUCUGACCGGAGACGUCGGACCGAAGGGAGACAUUGGUCUUCCGGGUUUGCCCGGAGCCCCGGGAAGGGAUGGACUGUCAGGCCUUAGGGGUGCUAAAGGGGAACGAGGAGAGGAUGGACUCUCAGGUCCUCCCGGAUUGAGAGGACCGCCGGGAUUGUCGGGUGACAAGGGUGUAAAGGGUCCGAUGGGUUUCCCCGGAGACUCAGGGUUCAAAGGAGAUUCGGGACUACCUGGAUUACCAGGACUACCAGGAAUAAAAGGUGACUCUGGGUUGCCUGGUAUUGGCCGUCCGGGUCAGCCGGGUUUACCUGGAUUUGCAGGAAUAAAAGGAGAACAGGGACUGUCCGGACCGACAGGACUUUCUGGUGAAAGAGGUUUACCGGGAAUUCUUGGUAUGAAAGGAGACGUCGGCUUUCCUGGUCUACCGGGUCUUCCCGGGCAUAAAGGAGACAAAGGCGAAAGGGCUGUCGAUGGCUAUCCCGGACCUGAAGGCCCUCCAGGAAAUCCAGGCCGUGACGGACCAAAAGGUCAAAUUGGAUACAAAGGUGAUAUCGGUCUCCCGGGUAUUCCAGGUUUACCGGGAAUAAAAGGCGAUGGUGGCAUUCCCGGCCUUCCAGGUCUGCCCGGUUUGGACGGCCCACAUGGUAAUCCUGGAUUUCCAGGAAACGAUGGCUUACCAGGAAUUCCGGGCACUAAAGGAAUAAAAGGAGACAGCAUUCCAGGCCUUCCGGGACCCCCAGGUUUUGACGGUCCCUCCGGAUUAGCCGGCCUUAAAGGCGACAGAGGUUUGAAUGGUUUGCCCGGACCCGAGGGAAAGCCCGGAUUAUUCGGAAUAAAAGGUGACCCAGGUCUUCCAGGACCUCCAGGCGUGCCAGGAGUGUCCGGUGAUAUAGGAUAUAGAGGAGAUAAGGGUGAUCUCGGAAUGCCGGGAUUCCCAGGACAACCGGGCCCACACGGAAGCUCAGGCUUAAGUGGUUUACCAGGAAUGAAAGGAGAGCCAGGAUUGCCAGGCCUUGGUUUGCCCGGACUUCAGGGAAGAAAGGGCGAUUCAGGAAUAGAUGGAUACCCCGGGUUACCCGGAUUGCCAGGAAUCAAAGGCGAUGGCGGUUUGCCAGGUCUUCCCGGAUAUAAAGGAGAUAAAGGUUUAUCAGGGAUUCCCGGACCGUCGGGUCUACCGGGCCUUCCCGGACCCAUUGGUCCGAAAGGGUUUGACGGAACCCCAGGUUUACCAGGAUUGAAGGGGGAUAUGGGAAUAUCUGGCAUUCCUGGUCUGCCAGGACUGAAGGGCGACAGAGGAACUGACGGACUAUCGGGUCUGCCCGGACUGGCAGGACAUAAAGGAGAUCCAGGAUUUCCAGGACAAACCGCUGAUAAGGGAAGUAAAGGAAUGUCAGGUUUUCCAGGACUUCCGGGUCUACCGGGUCUUAAGGGCGAUCGAGGGAACGGUGGUUUGCCGGGUCUGCCCGGACUUAAAGGCAAUUAUGGACCGCCAGGUUUUGAUGGACAGCCGGGUUUGAAUGGCCCCUCGGGUCCCAUAGGCGAUCCCGGACUCGAUGGACCUCCGGGUGAAAUAUGUGAAAAAGGACUGCCGGGUCUGCCGGGAGUGCCCGGACAGGACGGCAUUCCCGGUGUAUUGGGUCCAAAGGGUGAUUCAGGAAUGCCUGGUUUACCCGGUUUAAGGGGACCGCCCGGAGAUUCAACACUUCCCGGAGUUGCCGGUCCCAAAGGCGAACGGGGCCAUCCCGGCUCCUCCGGACUGCCCGGACGUAAUGGUGAGCCCGGAUAUAAAGGGGACGACGGACUCCCAGGGAUUCCCGGAAUCAAAGGUGAUCGAGGAUUUCCCGGACCUCCGAGUUCUGGCGAUGGAAUACCCGGACCGACCGGUUCUCCCGGUCUGCCGGGUUUGCCCGGAUUCAAAGGCGACAAAGGAAUCGCCGGUUAUCCCGGAUCGUCCGGUUUGCCCGGUCUUAAAGGUGAUCGGGGCUACGAUGGCAUUCCUGGCAUCUCUGGUCUUCCCGGAAUUAAAGGAGUGAUGGGAACAAAGGGUGAGAAGGGGUCCAUACCUUUGGAUAACAUUUAUAACGUCAAAGGAGAGAGAGGAGAUCCAGGACUUCAGGGACCAAGGGGUCUGCCCGGACCAUCAGGAUUGACAGGAAUGAAAGGAGAAUACGGCCGACCGGGACAGUCAGGUUUGCCGGGUCUGCCGGGUUUGCCCGGAAUAAAAGGAGAGCGUGGAAUUGCCGGCUUAUCGGGUGCUCCCGGAAUGAAAGGACUGAAGGGAUCGUCGGGAUAUCCCGGUCCUCCCGGAUCAUCGGGCGGCGAUUACUUAAUGGGAAUACUUCUGGUCCGUCACAGCCAGUCGGCCGCCGCACCUGAAUGUCCGCAAAAUAUGGAUAAAAUAUGGGACGGAUAUAGUCUUCUAUACAUUGAGGGCAAUGAAAAGGCACACAAUCAAGAUCUCGGCUUUGCUGGUUCUUGUCUGCGAAGAUUCAGUACAAUGCCAUUCCUGUUCUGUGACUUCAAUAGUGUUUGCAACUAUGCCUCGAGAAACGACAAAUCCUAUUGGCUGUCGACCAACGCUCCGAUCCCAAUGAUGCCGGUCGGAGAGGAGGCCAUCAGACAAUAUAUAAGCCGAUGUGUUGUGUGCGAAGCGCCGGCAAAUGUAAUCGCAGUCCACAGUCAGUCACUCGAUAUUCCCGACUGUCCUCAGAGUUGGACAUCACUCUGGAUUGGGUAUAGUUUUGCAAUGCACACGGCUGCGGGCGCUGAAGGCGGGGGUCAGUCGUUGUCGAGUCCGGGCAGUUGUUUGGAGGACUUCCGGGCGACGCCGUUCAUAGAGUGCAACGGCGCGCGCGGGACCUGUCAUUACUUCGCCAAUAAGUUUAGUUUCUGGUUAACAACAGUCGAGACUCAGUCCCAGUUUGAACGACCCAUCAGUGAAACACUAAAAGCCGGUAAUCUUAGGACAAAAGUGAGCCGAUGUUCGGUUUGCAUUAAGAACACCAGUUUCUGAUCACAUGUAAAUCUCUAGUGUUUUUAGUUAAUUAAAGCCUUUACACAACUUUUUAAUCAAAUUAUAGCAAAAAGAUUUUAUUAUAAUUAUUUGUACAGGAAUUUAAACAAAAGCUUUUGUAAUUUUUAUUCAUUUUAAUUGACGCCUAAUUUAAUCACAAAUACAAAAAACCAAUUAUUGUUGUUAUAAACACCACAAACCGUUAUAGCAUUCAAACAGUGCCUUCGGUUUCACUUUAAAUCCGAUUUUCAAAGAUUUGACAGAUUUUUAGUGAUUUUAUUGUUAAAACAAUCAGUCAUUUACAAAACAAACAAUUUUAUUUAUUAAUUUUGUAAUGAGUUUUAAUUAUUAUAUUUAAAACAAAUCAAAACCGAGUGAUAUUGUUUAGAAAAAACAAAGCUUUAAAAUAUAUAUAUAAAUAUCAAAUCCCUGUGAAAAAUCACUGCCGGAUAGGAAUCACUGCCAAAACCGGUCAGAUAUUUAUUAAUUGUUAUGUAAUAUAAUUCGCAUUUCUUUUCAAUGAUAUUUCACUGCCAUUUAAACAACUGAUAAAGUUUUGAGUUAUACUUAUAUAACAAAAGACUAGUCGUCUCAUCGAAAUCAAAACUCCAUUCCUAACAAUACUUUUGUUGCUUAGAAAUUAUACGAUUAAAUAAAUUGCAAAAAAUGUUUUAAC
Medioppia subpectinata is the source of this 3901-nucleotide messenger RNA. The record is from the annotation of a GenBank genome assembly. NCBI's taxonomy places the organism in Eukaryota, Metazoa, Arthropoda, Arachnida, Sarcoptiformes, Oppiidae.